Ophidiomyces ophidiicola is the source of this 720-nucleotide messenger RNA. RefSeq lists its product as uncharacterized. NCBI's taxonomy places the organism in Eukaryota, Fungi, Ascomycota, Eurotiomycetes, Onygenales, Onygenaceae. The record is from RefSeq and is a predicted model, not a curated record. The coding region runs from base 1 to 720 and encodes 239 amino acids. The transcript has a single exon.
AUGGACGGGCCCAACCAUAACCCUCUAGUUUCCGACAGUGUCUUGAUUUCGCGCAUGCGAUCCUUUGUCACGAACCAGAUGCAGCACUACGACCCUUCUCACAACCCGGCGCAUAUCACCCGCGUUGUCCGCCUCGCCCACCGCCUCCUCGCCGCCGAGCGCGCUCGCGGUUCGCGGAUCGUAUACAAUGACUCACUCGUCACCCUUGCCGCCCUCCUUCACGAUAUCGGAGACAGGAAAUACCUAACACCGGGCAGUACACAAGACCCCACCACGAUAGUCCGUGAUACCAUCAUCCGCAGCGGCGGCGAGCCGUCGUUUGCUCAAAAGGUUCAGACCAUAGUUUCAAACGUCUCCUACAGUACGGAGGUCAAGGACCCCAGCGUUGCCAGGCGUCUCAUCGCGGAGGAAGGGUUCCCAGAACUAGCUAUUGUGCAGGACGCAGACCGUCUAGAUGCAAUAGGCGCGGUGGGCAUCGGGCGGUGUUUUACCUAUCUGGGUGCUAAAGGGCCGCGGCAGGGGAUUGGCGGACCUCUGCCUUGGGAACUCGACGAGGCAGUGGACCAUUUUAGCGAGAAACUGUUAAAGCUGGAAGCGAUAAUGAAAACGGACUCUGGUCGUGAUAUGGCCCGGAAGAGGACGUUAAGAAUUCAGGAGUUUAUGCACUGGUGGCAGGACGAAAUGGGUGAUGUCAGCAAUGAAAGCGCGCAUCGCAAUUAA